AUUAGGGUUCUAGGAAGCGUCUUCUCCCGCAUCAUAUCGCAUCACUCCAGCCACCUCUGCAACAACCGGGAAAAGGGAGAAAGCUCCGCCUCCAACCCGCAAAAAUGGUGAAAGGUCGCGAAGGAGAGCGCGUCAGACUUUACGUCAGAGGAACCAUCCUAGGGUACAAGAGGUCCAAGGCAAACCAGUACCCCAAUACUUCUCUGAUCCAAAUUGAGGGAGUGAAUACAAAGGAAGAGGUAGCAUGGUAUGCUGGAAAGCGCUUGGCCUAUAUCUACAAGGCCAAGGUUAAGAAGGAUGGCUCGCACUAUCGUUGCAUCUGGGGCAAGGUCUCACGGUCUCAUGGAAACAGCGGUGUUGUUAGAGCAAAGUUCACGUCCAACCUCCCCCCCAAGUCCAUGGGAGACAGAGUAAGAGUCUUCAUGUACCCCAGCAAUAUCUAAGGUUUUGUAGAUGGGGAGCUUGUUUGUCUCGGAGGCAACUUCUGAUUACUUGGGUUCUUCGAUAAUUUGAGCUUUGAUUUCUCUUGUGCCUUCUCAUUUUGUCGGAGAGUUUUGUUUUGUUUAGUAUGGUGGAUGGACAUUGUACACCAUUUCGAUCCGUUCCAGUAUUAGUAAUCCCCCCACCCCGUUCUUGUUUGAAUGAUCGGAGUAAUCAAAUCCUUCUUUGAACUCUCUUUCGUUGCUUAUUGGUGUUAUUAUAGACCAUCUGCAGAAGUCCUUCGUUCGAAUUGUUUCCUAUGCUAGAACAGUCCUAUGUCCUUUAUUUUGCUCGUGUUGUUGCUCGAUACCGUGUGCAUAGCGACUGUUCAAGUUCACUUGGCAAACGUACCCACACGGUUGAGAACUUACAAAAAUGAGACUCGUUUGGUUAUGUAUUACUUGAGAGCAAAAACUUCGUGCUCUUGUUUCUACGUUCUAUUAUUUAAC
This is a messenger RNA of Linum tenue, 929 nucleotides long. NCBI's taxonomy places the organism in Eukaryota, Viridiplantae, Streptophyta, Magnoliopsida, Malpighiales, Linaceae. The record is from the annotation of a GenBank genome assembly.